AUGCAGGAGUAUGAUAUCAUAGUGCUGGGAACUGGACUUAAGGAAUGCAUCCUUACUGGUUUAAUGUCCCAAAGUGGGAAAAAGGUUCUUCACAUUGACAAGAAUCCUUACUAUGGAGGAGAGAGUGCAUCUAUUUCUCCCCUUGAGGAGCUGUACAAGAAAUUCAAAGUUCGCUGUCCUUCUAAUUCGAUGGGCCGUGGAAAAGAGUGGAACGUUGACCUUAUCCCCAAAUUUUUUCUUGCCAAUGGUCAGCUGGUUAAAAUCUUGUUGCAUACUGAGGUCACUCGAUAUCUGGACUUCAGAGUGGUUGAUGGCAGCUACAUAUACAAAGCAGGCAAAGUUCACAAAGUCCCUGCCACAGAGGAAGAAGCCCAAGCUUCAGAUCUAUUGGGUAUGUUUGAUAAGAGAAGGUUCAAGAAGUUGCUGCUCUUUGCCCUCAACUUUGACGUGAAACAUCCUCGGACGUACCAGGACGUGAAUCCUGACAAAACAACCACAAGGGAGCUCUUCACUCGCUUCGAUCUUGGACAAGAUGUUAUGGAGUUCACAGCUCACGCCAUAGCCCUACACAGCACUGAGAGUUAUCUGGACCAGCCCUGUGUGGAGACCAUCAGACGGAUCAGGCUGUACUCUGAGUCUCUGGGUCGUCACAGCACCAGCCCGUACAUCUACCCUGUGUACGGGCUGGGAGAACUACCGCAGGGAUUUGCCAGACUGAGUGCAGAGUAUGGAGGAACUUUCCUGUUGAACAGAACAGUGGACGAGAUUGUGAUGGAAAACGGCAAAGUGACAGCUGUGAAAUCUGAGGGGAAGCUGUUCCAGUGUAAACAGCUGAUAUGUGAUCCCAUCUACGUUCCCAAUCGAGUGAAGAAAGUGGGUCGUGUCAUACGGGUCAUCUGUUUGCUAAAUCAUCCAGUAAAAAACACCCAUGAGGCCAAAUCGUGUCAAAUCAUCAUCCCGCAAGCACAACUCAACAGGAAGUCAGACAUUUUCAUAUCUGUAGUGUCCUAUGCUUACAAUGUGGCCUCAGAUGGGAUGUACAUCGCCACGGUGAGCACAACUGUAGAAACUAACAACCCAGAAAAAGAGGUGCAGCACGCCCUAGAGCUUCUCGAGCCCAUCAUGCAAAAGUUUGUUUCAGUCAGCAAUCAGUUUGUUCCCUAUGAAGAUGGAAAAAAGAGUCAGAUUUUUGUGUCUCGUUCUUAUGAUGCCACCGACCACUUUGAGACUGAAUGCGAGGACAUCAAGGACAUGUACCACCGGAUCACAGGAGCAGAGCUCUGCCUCGCGGCUUCAGAGAGACACCAGUCAUACAACUCUGACGAGGACUGA
Molecule: messenger RNA, 1332 nt
Organism: Scomber scombrus (Atlantic mackerel)
Lineage: Eukaryota; Metazoa; Chordata; Actinopteri; Scombriformes; Scombridae
Exons: 11
Coding region: 1-1332 (443 amino acids)
Biological process (GO): vesicle-mediated transport; protein transport; small GTPase-mediated signal transduction
Cellular component (GO): cytoplasm
Molecular function (GO): Rab GDP-dissociation inhibitor activity
Source: RefSeq, a predicted model, not a curated record